AUGAGAAAAGAAACGAAAGUACGUUACAAGGAGACUAGUUCACCGUUCCAAAUUCAAAUUUUACUCAUAUUUACAAUCUUUUUUGCAUUCAUCAUUUUGCUCUUGGCUUUUCUAAUUUUUUCAUCCAAGCAACGUUUCGAGCUGCAAACUACGUUACAUCAACGUAGUUCCACGAAUAAUAUUUCCAUUAUUACUUCUCAGCCAUAUUUCAGGCUACCUACUACGAUCCGUCCAUUACAUUAUGACCUCAAAUUGCAAAUAUUUCUUCCAUAUCGGGAAGAUUUAAAUUUUAAUGAACGAAAUUUCAGCAUUCAUGCAGAUGUAGCAAUUCGUAUUGUCUGUUUGCAUGCAACCGAUCAAAUCAUUUUAAAUGCUAAAAAUUUGAAAUUUGAUGAAAGUGAUAUAGAAGUGCAAGAUAGCCAUAACGAAUCGAUACCAUUGAUCGGUAUAAAUCGAUAUCAGCAUGAAGUAGAUGAUAUUCAUAUUGUUGAGAUAAUACUAAUGCGGGAACUUCAUUCUGGACAUAAUUAUGUGAUUUAUAUCAGAUAUCAGGGUAUUAUCAAUGAUGUUUGGACUGGUGGUCUUUACACGACUCAAUACAACAUCAAUGGACAGACAAGGCUAGUUAUAAUUAUUCUUACAAUUUCAUUUCUCUUUCUCUUUCUCCCUCUCACUCUUAUUUUCUAUGCCUUUUCAAGGUUGUUAGCACUUACACAACUGCAACCAACAGAUGCAAGUCGCUUAUUACCCUGUUUCGAUGAACCAGAAAUGAAAGCGACAUUCCGGAUCAGUAUAAUCCAUCCUAUGGGCACUUCAGCUGUCUCCAAUUCACCAGUUCGUCGUUACCGUCAUCUCAAUUCAAAAUGGAGUAAGACAGAAUUUGAAGUCACACCUAUCAUGUCAACCUAUCUGCUAGCAGUAGCUGUCAGUGACUUUGUUUUCAAGUUUCGUCAUUGUGGGAAGAUUGAAGUUCGCGUUUGGUGUCAAUCGGCAAUGGCAUAUGACAUCGAUUAUGCGCUUCAUGUUGCAUGCCGAUUGUUAAAGUAUUAUGAAAAUUUCUUCUCCAUUCCUUAUCCACUAAAAAAACUCGAUAUUUUCACAGCACCGGAAUUACGUGUUUUGGCGAUGGAAAAUUGGGGGUUAAUUACCGUACGCCAAAAGUUGAUGCUUUAUAACCAACGUCUGAAUAGUUUACGUGAGAGGAGAGUUGUGACAGAUGUUAUCGCACACGAAGUCGCACAUAUGUGGUUUGGGAAUUUGGCGACAAUGCGUUGGUGGAAUGAUUUAUGGUUGAACGAAGGUUUCGCAACGAUGAUGGGACAAAAGGCAGCUGAUUUUGUUGAAAAUACAACAUUGCGAAUGUCACAAUGUUUUGCUGCUGAUAUCACGCUAAAAGCGCUGUCAAGUGACCAACAUACGACAAUGACGCAACCAAUAAGUUUAAAAGAAAAUAGUGAUCGUAUACAUGGUCAAGAUAUCAAAAUAAUCUAUAAUAAGGGAGCGGCAGUUAUUCGUAUGGUGGAAUCAACAAUUGGUGAGGAAGUAUUUCGACAAGGAUUGAAUCUCUACCUGGUAGAAUUUGCUUAUGCAAACGCUGAAAAGAGUGACUUUUUGAGCAGUUUCUCAAAAAUUUUCAAGGCAAUCGACUAUCAUCAUGAUCCUUUCUUGAGUACUAAUUUUUCGGUCUAUGAUUAUAUUGAUUCAUGGAUUUACCAACGAGGAUUUCCACUGUUGAAAGUUCGACAAGUCGGUGAUUAUUUUGAAAUCAGUCAGCAAAUAUUUGAUUUUGAUAAUAGCAGUGAAUUUGCUGAUACACAAUGGAAAGUGCCGAUAUUUACACAAGAAAAUGAGCAAGAUGAAGUUCAUUGGUUAGAAGAGGGCAAAAAAUUGAAACUAUUGCAUGGAUCGCAUACAUUUGUGUUAGAUCCAAACUUUCACGGUUAUUAUCGCGUCGAAUAUGAACUUAACUAUUGGAAGUUUCUCAUUGAUCAUUUACUACAAAAACAUAAUUAUUUUUCUGUUUCUACGCGACUUAAAUUGCUCGAUGAUGCAUUUGUAUUAGCUGAAACUGGACGCAUCCCAUAUACGAUACCAAUGAAAAUGUCGCUAUAUCUUAGGAAUGAAACAAAAGUUGUACCAUUUAUUACCUUUCUAACUCGAUUCGAAACUAUCUUAUACCGUGUACAUCGUCAUUCCAAUGCAUCACUUUUCAAUAAAUACGUACAAUUUCUUAUGGAGCCAUCGUUUGAUCGAAUCAUUAAAGCUGAAACUGAUUCAGAUGUUUCGCACAAUAUGGAAUUUGAAUUUAUAAGGGAGCUAAUAUAUCUCAAAAUGUGCGCCAGUGGAUAUCAACGAUGUGUCCGGAUAUUCCGAUCACGCUUGAACGAACUUUACGACAACUGCUCGCAGGAAAUGCUUAGCAAUCCUUGCAAUAGCUUAGAAGCAAGCUUACGUAAUAUCGCUUAUAUGGUAGCAUCCAAAUAUGGCAAUCAAGCGGAAUUGACAUUUAUGAUCAAUAAAUUUCACGCAGAAGAAUAUCAUGUCGAGCGUGAUAGGAUUUUUUCCGCACUUGCUAGCAGCUCUAAUCGUUCUUACAUUGAAGUGUUGGUAAAAGAAGUAUUAACCAAGAAAGAGAAAGAUACUGAUUUCCGACCCAAAUUAUACGAACUUUCAAGGAAAAAUUAUGAUAAUGGAGCAGUUGGGCAGUAUUUAUUUAAUAAUUUUGCUGAACUUUUUAAGAGACACGAGAAGUAUGGACCUUUCUUCCUGCUUCAAAUGGCACGAGGUUAUGGCACAAACGAUGAUUUGCAAAAGUUGGAUAUAUUCGAGAAAAAAUAUGCUCCAUUAAUGAAAAAAUUAAAACCUGUCAUCUCUCAUAUUCGAGCUGACAUUAACAGGCGAAUGAUUUGGAAUGCAAAAUACGCUGAUGAAAUUAUCGAAUUUAUAUCGAAAUAUUUACAGCGCUGA
Brugia malayi is the source of this 2967-nucleotide messenger RNA. RefSeq lists its product as uncharacterized. Lineage: Eukaryota; Metazoa; Nematoda; Chromadorea; Rhabditida; Onchocercidae. Gene Ontology annotation, molecular function: zinc ion binding; peptide binding; metalloaminopeptidase activity. Gene Ontology annotation, biological process: proteolysis; peptide catabolic process. The transcript is spliced from 19 exons. Gene Ontology annotation, cellular component: cytoplasm. Bases 1 to 2967 code for a protein of 988 amino acids. The record is from RefSeq and is a predicted model, not a curated record.